UCUCAUUCCCUACACAGUACACAGCACCACCAGCACCACCGCCAUCUCCACCUCCUCUGCAUCAUUCUCUUCUACAAUUUAAAUCUUGCAUGGCAGUGAGCUUGCUUGCAUGCGAUGUAUCCGACCUCUGUCUAGGCAAGCCUGCACUGAGGUCUCUCCCGCUCACCGCUACUGUGGCUGAAGCUCUCUCCGCUCUUAAGAACUCUGAUGAUAACUUCUUAAGCGUCUGGAGUUGUGACCACAAACCCAAAACAAUUACUGGGUUUCAACCUGAUGUUGAUGGAGAUGAGUGUAAAUGUGUUGGGAAAGUGAGCAUUGUGGAUAUCAUAUGCUAUCUUUGCCAGGAUGAGAAUUUGCUGUCCCCUUCUUCUGCCUUAAAAGCUCCCCUCUCUCAUCUGUUGCCUAAGAUUCCUGGACUUGUCACUCAUGUGGAACCAUCUUCGAGCUUAUUAGAGGCAAUUGAUCUGAUCCUACAAGGAGCUCAAAAUCUGGUGGUACCAAUAGAGACUAGACUCGAUUCAUCCAGUUCAAGAAGAAAAAAGCAGCAGAAAGUCUUGGUAACAACCAGCACCCCCACCACCAUCCACGGCGGCCGUGAAUUCUGCUGGCUAACUCAAGAAGAUAUAAUCAGAUUCCUCCUCAGCUCCAUCGGCCUUUUCUCUCCCAUCCCGGCUCUCUCCAUCGACAACCUUGGCAUCAUCAGCACUGACAUCUUUACGAUAGAUUACCACUCCCCUGCUUCCUCUGCACUUGGAGCCAUUUCUCGCUGUCUCAGAGAUCAAACCUCUGUCGCAGUGGUUGAUGGCGACGAGGGUAUCCUGAUCGGUGAGCUGUCACCAUUCACACUAGCCUGCUGCGACGAGACCGUCUCAGCAGCCAUCACUACCUUGUCCUGUGGGGAUCUAAUGGCCUACAUUGACUGUGGAGGCCCUCCAGACGACCUUGUCAGAAUAGUGAUGGAAAGGCUGAAGCAGAGAGGCCUAGAAACCAUGCUACAACAAUUCAGAAGCUCUACAACACCACUGGUCUCGCUUUCUUCUUCAUCAUCAUCAGAUGAGGAAUCAGGAACAACACUGCAAAGAUCAGGGAAGUACAGUAGGUCAAUGAGUUACUCUGCCAGGUUGGUGAGAAAAGCAGAGACAAUAAUUUGCCAUCCCAAGAGCUCACUGGCGGCAGUGAUGAUUCAGGCAACUGCACACAGAGUGAAUUAUGUGUGGGUUAUUGAGGAAGAUUGUAGCUUGGUUGGCAUUGUCACAUUUCAUAAUAUGUUGAAGGUUUUCAGGGAGCUUUUGGAGGCUAUGGCCUAAAAGGCUUAGCAGAAGAGUGAUGAGGAGUCCUUCUAUCAAAGUUUUGUCUUUUGGGUUUCCAAGGCUGCUUAGUUUGAGAAAAUAAGCGAUUAUGUGAACAUGGGAACACUUUUCUUCACUUCAUGUAUGUGUUUUUUAAAAAAAUUUUGUGUUUCAAUUAUGUGAAAGCAGGAAAUUAAGUAGACAUUGGCAAAUGAUGUCUCUUUAAUCUGUAUCCUCUUCGUUUUUGUAUUGUAGUUUUUGGCCUUUUUUUUCUUGUGAGUCAUUAUUUGCUGGUUAAGCUAAUGGAGUUAGGUAAAGGACAAAUGGCUGACAAAUCAGAUAUGAAGCAAUCUCACAUGUGGACAGGGGGCCAAAGUCAUUGACAGGAUAACUAGUUGCUCAAGCUCAACCCCUCUUUCAAUGGUGACAACUCAUGGGUGUGGGCUUCACUCUAGAACUAUCUCUGUCCUAAAAUUAUUAGUGCUGAAUUCAUGUCAGGACAACAUUAGUAUUUAUGUUGGUUCUUGGAUAUGGUCCGUCAAUUAUUUUCAUAUGAUGCAUUUUCUUGUUGCUAUCU
This is a messenger RNA of Manihot esculenta (cassava), 1866 nucleotides long. Its product is annotated as CBS domain-containing protein CBSX5. Bases 90 to 1307 code for a protein of 405 amino acids. The record is from RefSeq and is a predicted model, not a curated record. NCBI's taxonomy places the organism in Eukaryota, Viridiplantae, Streptophyta, Magnoliopsida, Malpighiales, Euphorbiaceae. The transcript is spliced from 2 exons.